AUGUGGGCCAGGGUCCUUUUCCUUAAAGGCCCUGACACCACCAGCACCGGUCUUUCACCAGCGUGCACGGUGCACAGCUGCCUGCAAGAUAAGCAAGGAUUCCUGCAGGGAGGAUUUGAAGUCCCACCAGCCAUAAUAACGGACAGAAGCCCGUUCGAAACGGACACGCUCACCCUGACCCUGUACGUUAUGGAAAAGGGGCGACAGGCCAAAGGAACCGGGGAGCUCACCCAGUUGCUGAACUCCAUGCUGACGCGCAAGGCGGGCCUGGCCAACCUGUAUGGAAUCGCAGGAAGUGUGAACGUGACAGGAGAUGAGGUGAAGAAAUUGGCCGUGCUCUCCAAUUCCCUGGUCAUCAACAUGCUUCAGUCCUCCUACAGCACCUGUGUUCUGGUCUCUGCAGAGAAUAAAGAAGCCAUUAUCACAGCCAAGGAGAGGAGGGGGAAAUGUUUGGUUUGCUUUGACCCCCUGGAUGGAUCUUCCAACACUGACUGUCUGGCCCCCAUUGGAACCAUAUUUGCCAUCUGCAGAAAGACCACAGAGGAUGAGCCUUCAGAAAAGGAUGCCCUGCAGCCUGGCUGCAAUAUCGUGGCUGCGGGUUAUGCACUGUAUGGUGGUGCAAUCCUGGUGGCUCUUUCCACGGGACAAAGGGUGGACCUCUUCAUGCUGGACCUGGCCUUGGAGAGAGCCUUGUCGGAAGCACAACUGAGAGGCAUACCUUCGAUCACGGCACAGGCUGCUUUGGUAAGUGUGGUUGGUGAUCAGGGAAAGGUCUGCUGGCCAUUCCUGUGUGUUCUAACAGCAAGGACUCUGCAAUUGAAGAGGAGAGAACCAGGAAGGAGGCUGGGCUUCACAUUCCAAUCUCGGAGGCAGUGUGUAGAAAAUGUGAGGAGUGAAGUUAAAUCCUGUUGACUUGUGUUUCCAUGGUCUUGAAAGACCAGAGUAAUGUGAGAAACCCUU
Messenger RNA from Nannospalax galili (Upper Galilee mountains blind mole rat), 960 nucleotides. RefSeq names its product fructose-1,6-bisphosphatase isozyme 2-like. Gene Ontology annotation, cellular component: cytosol; cytoplasm. Gene Ontology annotation, biological process: sucrose biosynthetic process; fructose metabolic process; gluconeogenesis. The record is from RefSeq and is a predicted model, not a curated record. Lineage: Eukaryota; Metazoa; Chordata; Mammalia; Rodentia; Spalacidae. Gene Ontology annotation, molecular function: fructose 1,6-bisphosphate 1-phosphatase activity.